Molecule: messenger RNA, 1969 nt
Organism: Stylophora pistillata
Lineage: Eukaryota; Metazoa; Cnidaria; Anthozoa; Scleractinia; Pocilloporidae
Molecular function (GO): N,N-dimethylaniline monooxygenase activity; flavin adenine dinucleotide binding; NADP binding
Source: RefSeq, a predicted model, not a curated record
AAAGCUGGGUUAGAUAACCCAGAGUUGGUGGGAAUUCUGAUUUCAGAUCUGAAAGCUUUAGAAGAAAGUUCAGUACAAUUAUCUUUGUCUUUAAUUUGAUGAUCAGGCCUUCGAACUACUGAACCGAGGUGCAGAAUGUCCGAAGACUUUGCGAGUCGUACCGUACAAACUUUCCGAGCAUGUUUCCGAGUGUCCCCUGGCAAUUCUCUCCCAGGCCGCUCACCAACCUGUUUCAACAUGGCCGGCAGUAGUACGUCGUCUAAAGUUGCAUAAUCAUUUCGAACUGGUGGCUCAACCCAUCAAUUUCACGGGAGUGUAAUCGGCGAAAUUUUACGUGAAGGUUGAAGACCAAUUUCAUCGAAGAUGAAGCUGCUACGUGUGUGUGUUAUCGGCGCUGGAGGCGCAGGUCUGGCGGUUGCUCGUCAUCUUACAAGUCAGGUGGAUAUUUUCGACGUGUCUGUGUUCGAACAAGCUUCUUCCUUAGGAGGAACAUGGGUUUUCAAUGAAAACACUGGUAUAGACGAACGCGGUCUACCCAUUUACUCGAGUAUGUACAGGAGCCUCAGGACUAAUCUUCCAAAAGAAGUCAUGGCCUUUCCUGAUUUUCCUUUUCCCUCAGAAUGGAGAUCUUUCAUAAGUCAUGAACAAGUUCUCAAAUACCUUGAAGAGUAUGCCAGUCAUUUCAAUUUAAACAAAUAUAUAAGUUUAAACUCUACUAUCACCGGUGUACAUCCAAUCACAAAUGGAGACAGUCACAAUCCUAAGUGGGAAGUUGUCAUAACAAAUGCAAAUACUAAAGAAUCCAAGAGUCGUAUAUUUGAAGCUGUGGUGGUGUGUUCUGGGCAUUUUUUUGAUCCUCUUAUACCAAGUAUUCCUGGACUGGAGUAUUUUGGUGGACUGGUGAUGCACAGUCAUGAUUAUCGUGAUCCUCAUCCCUUCCAAGGCAAACUUGUCAUUGUUCUUGGUGCUGCAGCUUCGGGUCAAGACAUUUGUCUGGAAAUUGCAAAGAAGGCAGAAAGAGUGUAUCUCAGUCAUAAAGGAAAUCUUCCUUGUAAACUACCAGACAAUGUGCAAGAAUGUAGAUCAAUGUCAUUUGUAUCUUCGGAUGGGGUGGUUCAUUUGGAUGAUGGAGAACAGAAAGAGGUGGAUGCUAUUUUAUUCUGUACUGGUUACAACUUCUCAUUUCCAUUCCUCCAGAGUGACUGUGGAGUUGAAGUGAGUGACAACAGAGUCACACAUCUGUACAAACACCUUUUCAGUUCAAAGUAUCCUACGUUGUCAUUUGUUGGGCUCUGCCUGAAGAUUUGCCCAUUUCCAGUGUUCAGCUUUCAGGCUCAAUGCAUCGCAGCUGUUUUGAGUGGAAAAGCUAAACUGCCAUCUGAAGAGGAAAUGAAUGCUGAAGAAGAAAAUGAGUUCAAAGAUAAACUUCCCUCUGGUUUGAGUAAGAAAUAUGCUCACCUUCUGGGAGAGAAACAGUGGGACUAUAUGAGAUGCCUUGCACAGCUUGCUGGGGUGCAACCACUGAGUGAAGCAUACGAGGAUCUUUAUAAGUACAUUAGUAAAAGGAGAAAAGAGUUCUUAAUGGAUUAUAAAAAUGAUGAGUAUGAGCUCACUUCUAAUGGCAAAUGGAUAAAAACAUAGAUGUGUGAACACCAGUGAUAAACAUGUACACCAAUACUGCAAAGCUUGUAUUUUUUUUUGGGGGGGGGUGCUACUUUUAGGACCUCUUGACAGGGUGCUCAUUACAAAGUGGAGUUAAUGAAACUUUAUAGAGAGAGUAUUAUGUUGUUAUUCUUCUGAAUAAUGGCCCAGAUUAAUAAUUUGUUUCUUUGCAGUAUGCAUUUUUUUGGCUAAAACCCUUCAUAUUUUCAAGCACAGAGACAUUUUUGGUUCAGAGUUACCUCGCCUAAAUUCUUUACAAUGAAACUAUUUUUUUACAGGUAUUGAUUAAAGAGAAGGUUGGGCUUUG